AUGAAUCUCCUGAAUGCGUUGCUAACCCAGCUAGCACUCAAUAAUCUUGAUGCGUACAUCUUGAACCACACAGACGAGCACCUCAACGAAUUCAUAUCGGAUGCUGACAUGCGCGUUAAAAGAUUGACGGGAUUUACGGGAAGUAACGGAACGGCCGUCAUUACCAAGACAGAAUGUGUUCUGUACACAGAUAGUCGGUACUACCUGCAGGCCAAGAAGGAGCUUGUAGAGCCGUUCAAAAUGAUGAGAAUAGAUGAGGACAAGUCAGUGUUAGAAUUUUUGAAAGACACAAUUGGGGAGGGUCGGGUUGGAGUGUGCUUACGGCUGAUAUCGCACGAGCGCUAUAAACAAAUGAGUGAGGAGUUUGAAGAGACUAAAUUAGUUCUGGUGCCGGUCGAGGAGGAGCUGGUUGAGAUCAUCUGGAAGGAUAGACCGAAGAGAAACCCGGGUAGCAUUGUCGAUCUGGAAAAGUACGCCUUUGACGAAUACAUGACAUUUCUAAAAAACGAUAAAGUAAAGAAACUAUUUGACGAACUAUUUAGGGACAGCUACAAAUACGAGUAUGAUGAAAUGAUUGAACCUGAUUUGAUACCGGGGCUGACACACUCUAACAAAAUAAGAAUCGUGCAGAAGAGUCUAAAGAAAGAUGAAGCAAUAAUUUUGAGCGCAUUGGACUCGAUCGCGUGGUUGCUGAAUCUAAGAGGCAGAGAGAUUGCUAAUAACACGGUGUUCUAUGCGUAUGUAUACAUCACAAAGGAUAGUUUGGUAAUAUUUACCGAUGCAAAGGUGCCUCGAGACAUCGGGCUCAGGAGAUAUGACGAGUUCUACGAGUUUUUGAAACAAACUGACGAAAACACUGUGUACGUGUCUGAUAGAGUGAAUGCUAGCAUAGUUGACAUUCUAGGCGAGCAUCGCACGAAGGAAAAUAAAUUGGUGGAAAAGUUGAAGAGCGUGAAGAACAGGAACGAGAUCAUGGGAUUUUUUCAGGCUGCAAUAAUGGAUGGCGUAGCACUUGUCAAAUUGUUCACGUGGCUGAACAAGAAUAAGGACAGAAUUACGGAAAUAGGUAUCAGUGACAAAUUGUUGGAGAUAAAGUCACAGUUGGUGCUUGGUAGAGGAAGAGAAACCAAGACGGACAAGAAUGAGGAAAAAAGCAUGAAUUUAAGUGCUAGACAGAUAGAAGACGAAGUAGAUGUGAAUCCAUUGCUGGUUACCAUCGGUUCGAAAGAAUUAGUGCACCUAUUUUUUGAGCUGUUCACCGGCAGAUUGACCGAAAAAAACAAGAGUCUGCUGCAAAACAUGGUAAGAAUUAAUAAGAAUAUGUUUUCCAGCUCACCUGUGGAAUCGCCAAGCGUAGAAAAUAACAAAAUUAGCGGUAAAAAUGGAGAAUGGAACAUUGCAAAGACUGGUUUUCUCUUUCCAAGUUUCUCGACAAUCGUUGGAUACGGAAACCACGGUGCAAUCGUGCACCACUCAGCAAGUGAUACAACAGUGGAUGACAAGAGCUUAAUCUUGAUAGAUUGUGGGUCUCAAUUCAUAUUCGCUACAACUGACAUCUCGCGGACAAUUCACUUGGGCACACCCAGCGAUGAGCAAAUACACGAUUUCACGAACGUGUUGAAGGGACAACUGCUCGCAAAGAGGCUGGUGGGCCCAAAGAAUCAUAUAGCUGGUCUGAUACAAGACCUACCUCGGUACUACCUGUGGCCCGAAAAUAAGAACUAUGGACAUGGAACAAGUCAUGGCAUAGGAACUGCACUUUAUGUGCACGAGUCACCGCCACAAAUACGUUUCGACGCUACCAUCGAAGCUCAUCAGAUAUUUACGAUCGAGCCUGGGUACUACAAAGAGGGAAGUUACGGGGUACGAAUUGAGGAUGCUGUAAUAAGUCUUUACAAUGGCAACAUUUUCCUACAGAACAUGACAUUUGUUCCUCUUCAACUGAACCUUAUCGAUGUUUCGUUGCUUAAUGAUGAGGAGGUCGAUUACUUGAACAGGUACAACCAGAAUGUGCAAAAUAUUCUUGGUGAGUAUCUGUAUGAGAAGGAGGAGAAGGAGUGGCUGAUAAGCAACACGAGGUUCUUCAAUAGAGUGUGAAAC
Molecule: messenger RNA, 2100 nt
Organism: Vavraia culicis subsp. floridensis
Lineage: Eukaryota; Fungi; Microsporidia; Pleistophoridae
Exons: 1
Coding region: 1-2097 (698 amino acids)
Source: RefSeq, a predicted model, not a curated record